AUGGGGUAUAGUAGUGGCCACGGGUGGGGUAGCGAAAUAUGGUCCCAAAGGUCAGAUGGCGAUCUAUCGGGGUUUUAUCAAGAGGAAGCAGAGGAUUGCAGCCAUGGUUCUGAAGAGGAAUUUUCUACCAACCAAUACGAAAUAACGGAACGCGAUUUUGCCGAGUUUCGUCAAAAUGAAGAAGAUCGGAGGAAAGAUCUUAAGGAGGAGAAGUCCACCAAGGAUAACGGCUUAAGAUUGAAAAGGUCGGAAAGCUUCGAGAAAGACCAAAAUAAGUCUAAACGUCAAAAACUUGUUACUGCGCCUUCAAUUAGCGACUCAGUCGACAUGGGCUCCAAUUCAAAAAUGGACAUCGACGUAAGACCGCCGGUAGCCGGUGAAGAUUGUAACUCCACGACUGGCAAACGAGCUGUCGUGGCCAAUGCAGAUAUUCCCCAAACUUUUGAGGAAGUAAAUAACGCUAAACGUCAAAAACUUGUUGCUGUGCCUUCAACUAGCGACUCGGUCGGGAUAAGCUCCAAUCCAAAAAUCGACAUCGCCAUAGGAUCGCCGGUGGCCGCUGAAGAGUAUAGCUCCACUGCUGAGAACCGUGCGGCCCUAGUCAACCCCCACAUUGCCAAAAGCUCCGAGCAAGAGCGGGGUGACGCUAAACGUCAAACAUCUCUUCCUGCGAUUCCACUCAACGACCGAGACUGCACGGAAUCCAAUGCAAAAAUCGAUAUCGACUUAAAUUCGUCGGUGGCCGGUGAAGAUUUCCCAUCUACUACUGAGAACCGUGCGGCCCUGCUAAAUGCCGAUAUUCCAAAAAGCACCGACCAAGAACGGGGUGGCCCUAAGCGUCAAAAAUCUCUUAUUGCGAUUUCAAUCAACAACCCACAUUGGAUGGAAUACAAUGCGAAAAUUGACAUCGACAUGAGACCGCCGGCGGCCGGAGAGAAUUGUAACCCUAACGCUGAGAAUAGUGCAGCCUUAGUCAACGCCGAUAUGCCAAAAAGCCCCGAGCAAGAACAUCAGAACGUUGCACGCCAAAGACUUCUACCUGCACUUUCAAUUAACAACUCAUUCGGCAUGGGCUCCGCAAAAAUCGACAUCGAGAUAAGAUCACAGAAAAACACUUAG
Messenger RNA from Puccinia triticina, 1119 nucleotides. RefSeq lists its product as uncharacterized. Lineage: Eukaryota; Fungi; Basidiomycota; Pucciniomycetes; Pucciniales; Pucciniaceae. The transcript has 2 exons. The record is from RefSeq and is a predicted model, not a curated record. Bases 1 to 1119 code for a protein of 372 amino acids.